Messenger RNA from Ipomoea triloba (trilobed morning glory), 2097 nucleotides. RefSeq names its product aspartokinase 2, chloroplastic-like. NCBI's taxonomy places the organism in Eukaryota, Viridiplantae, Streptophyta, Magnoliopsida, Solanales, Convolvulaceae. The record is from RefSeq and is a predicted model, not a curated record. The transcript is spliced from 14 exons. Gene Ontology annotation, biological process: amino acid biosynthetic process. Gene Ontology annotation, molecular function: aspartate kinase activity. Gene Ontology annotation, cellular component: chloroplast stroma. The annotation marks the transcript as partial.
UCUAACCCUAGCCUCCACCCUCGCCCGUCGCCCUCUCACUCUCUCAGCGGCUCAGCGCCUCCACUCUCGCCUCUCACUCUCUCCUCCUUCCCAAAUCCCAAUCUUCCGUUCGCUCCAGAGCACAGUCUGUACAGACGACCGCCGGCGAACCAGAGACCGCAAAACAGAGGCCGCCUGCGCCGUCCAAAAGACGACUGUGAGCCAGCGACCGGAGCUCCACAGACUGCUGCAGCCGUCCACCGUGAACCAGCGAGUCUGUCUGUACCUUGCAGGCUUUUCCCCUCAGCUAUCUCGGUUGAUUUCCCAUGCCCAAGAACGUUUAAAGUGCGGGUGCAUGACAAAGAAUCAGUCUUGAAGGAUGAUGCGCCUGAAGAAGAAGAAGAAGAAAAAGGACACAGAGGCAAUGACGGGCAGCAACUGACUUGCGUGAUGAAAUUCGGCGGGUCGUCGGUUGCAUCUGCUGAGCGGAUGCGAGAGGUUGCUGACUUGAUCCUCAGCUUUCCGGAGGAAAGGCCUGUCAUUGUUCUCUCUGCUAUGGGAAAGACAACCAAUAACCUAUUGCUUGCAGGAGAGAAGGCUUUGAGUUGUGGUGUAUCAAAUGUAUCAGAAAUUGAAGAGUUCACCUCUCUAAAGGAACUUCAUCUCAGGACAAUUCAAGAACUUGGACUGGAUGUUUCUAUAAUUUCUGAACAUUUGGAAAAACUGGACCAGCUUUUGAAUGGGAUAGCUAUGGUGAAAGAGUUGACUCUUCGCACUAAAGACAAAUUAGUGUCGUUCGGGGAGCGCUUGUCCACCAGGAUUUUUGCUGCUUAUUUGAACAAGCUUGGGGCCAAAGCACAGCAAUAUGAUGCAUUCGACAUUGGGUUUAUUACAACGGAUGACUUCACAAAUGCAGAUAUAUUGGAGGCUACUUAUGCUGCAGUUGCUAAGAAAUUAUACAGCGCUUGGGUCAGAGAUCAUGCAAUUCCUGUUGUUACUGGCUUCCUUGGAAAGGGUUUUAAAUCUUGUGAAAUUACAACUUUGGGUAGGGGUGGUAGUGACUUGACUGCAACAACAAUUGGCCGAGCUUUGGGCUUGCGGGAGAUUCAGGUUUGGAAAGACGUUGAUGGUGUUCUAACUUGUGAUCCUACUAUUCACCCACGUGCAAAACCCGUGCCUCAUUUGACCUUUGAGGAGGCAACUGAACUUGCAUAUUUUGGUGCUCAGGUUCUGCAUCCACUAUCUAUGCGACCUGCUAGAGAGGGUGAUAUUCCUGUCAGGGUUAAGAAUUCUUAUAAUCCAAGAGCUCCUGGUACUAUCAUAACUAAAAACAGAGAUAUGAGCGAGGUCUUAUUGACCAGUAUAGUCCUGAAGCAAAACGUAACCAUGCUAGAUAUAGUUAGUACUCGCAUGCUUGGUCAAUUUGGAUUCCUUGCAAAGGUUUUUUCAACGUUUGAAGAUUUGGGUAUUUCUGUUGAUGUUGUUGCGACUAGUGAAGUCAGUAUAUCUGUGACACUGGAUCCAUCAAAAAUCUGGAGCAGAGAACUGAUUCGGCAGGAACUUGAUCAUGUUGUUGAAGAGCUUGGUAAAAUUGCAGUAGUAAAUCUUUUGCCACACAAAUCGAUAAUCUCCCUUAUUGGAAAUGUCCAGUGUUCUUCGUUGAUAUUGGAGAAGGCUUUCAGAGUUUUCCGAACUAAUGAUGUGAAUGUGCAGAUGAUCUCACAGGGAGCGUCCAAGGUGAAUAUUUCAUUGAUAGUAAAUGAUAGCGAAGCAGAAGUAUGUGUGAAAGCCCUUCAUCAUUCCUUCUUUGAGAGUGAGGAAUCUGGGAUGAAUAUGGAUGCUGCAAGUUUUAGCAAUGGUACGGUGGUGCAAUCGCCUCGCCACUAAAGACCUGAUUUUGCCCCAACUUACUAUUAUGCUAUUGUAUUUGUAUUCAUUUGUAUUGUAACCUUUCCAUGCUUUGGAUUUUGAUUAUAUUGCAUGUAUUUUAGAAAGGAAAAUACUUCUUACUCCUGAAUGAUGUGGCUUCCAUUUAUGAGGGAUGGAUUGGAGGGAAAAAAUAGCAUAACUCUUUUAGAAAAGAAAUUGUAAUGUUGUAAUGGCACCAAUUUUGCUGAA